Neltuma alba is the source of this 2197-nucleotide messenger RNA. RefSeq names its product long chain base biosynthesis protein 2a. Gene Ontology annotation, molecular function: serine C-palmitoyltransferase activity; pyridoxal phosphate binding. NCBI's taxonomy places the organism in Eukaryota, Viridiplantae, Streptophyta, Magnoliopsida, Fabales, Fabaceae. Gene Ontology annotation, cellular component: serine palmitoyltransferase complex. The transcript is spliced from 12 exons. Gene Ontology annotation, biological process: ceramide biosynthetic process; sphingosine biosynthetic process. The coding region runs from base 285 to 1754 and encodes 489 amino acids. The record is from RefSeq and is a predicted model, not a curated record.
GAGUUGGUUUUGGAUUCAGAAGAGUCCGAACGCAGCCGCCCCAUCCGGUGACCAUUCCCAAUUCUUCAUUCCCAUCAUUCCUUGUCGUUGCCUCUCUUUUUCUCUUCCCAUUCUUCUUCUCCAACGGCCCACUGAGUCUCGGAUUCUGUUUUCUCGUCGCCGGCCAGCAACCGGCUCCUUCCAUGGAAGCCUAAACUCUCUUCUCCUAUCCAAUUUUUUGGAAACCUGAUCCGAUUCUUUCAUGUUCUUCCAACCUUUUGUUUUGUCUGUUAUCGAGCCUCAAGAUGAUUGCAAUUCCGUAUUUGACUGCAUUAACUACUUACUUUAGUUAUGGCUUGCUCUUUGCCUUCGGCCAAUUGAGAGAUUUCGGUCGGAAACUCAUGGAUUGGUUCAGCUCUAACAACCUCCAGGGUUACGCCCCGAUCUGCCUAGGACUCGAAGAUUUCUAUAUUCGUCGGUUAUAUCUCCGUAUUCAGGACUGCUUUGGGAGACCAAUAGCAAGUGCUCCUGAUGCUUGGUUUGAUGUUGUUGAACGUUAUUCAAAUGAUAAUAACAAGACGCUGAAAAGAACAGAAAAGCUAAGCAGAUGCCUCAAUUUGGGAUCAUACAAUUAUCUUGGUUUUGCUGCAGCAGAUGAAUACUGCACACCCCGGGUAGUUGAGUCACUGGAGAAGUAUUCUCCGAGUACUUGCAGCAGUCGUGUUGAUGGGGGCACAACUGCACUACACAAUGAACUGGAGGAAUGUGUUGCAAAAUUUGUUGGAAAGCCAGCAGCUCUGGUUUUUGGUAUGGGCUAUGUGACAAAUUCAGCCAUUCUUCCGGUCCUGGUGGGGAAGGGAAGUUUAAUCAUCAGUGAUUCAUUGAACCACAACUCUAUUGUCAAUGGUGCGCGAGGAUCUGGCGCUACUAUUCGUGUAUUUCAACACAACAUACCAUCUCAUCUUGAAGAGGUUUUAAGAGAACAAAUUGCGGAGGGACAGCCAAGGACCCAUAGGCCAUGGAAAAAGAUAGUUGUCAUUGUGGAAGGGAUUUACAGCAUGGAAGGGGAACUUUGUAAACUUCCAGAGAUCAUGGCAAUAUGCAAAAAAUACAAGGCAUAUACAUAUUUGGAUGAGGCACACAGCAUCGGAGCAGUGGGCAAGACAGGCAGAGGUGUUUGUGAGCUCUUAGGUGUGGAUACUGCUGAUGUGGACAUCAUGAUGGGGACAUUCACCAAAUCCUUUGGAUCAUGCGGGGGUUACAUUGCAGGAUCAAAGGAACUUAUCCAAUACUUGAAGUACACUUGCCCUGCUCAUCUAUAUGCAACUUCAAUUUCACCCCCAGCCGCACAACAAAUAAUAUCUGCCAUCAAAGUCAUUCUUGGAGAGGAUGGCUCCUACAGAGGUGCCAAGAAACUUGCGCAAAUUCGUGAGAACAGCAAUUUCUUCAGGUCAGAACUUCAAAAGAUGGGAUUUGAGGUUCUUGGGGAUAAUGAUUCUCCAGUAAUGCCAAUUAUGCUUUACAACCCAGCCAAAAUCCCUGCCUUUUCAAGGGAGUGCCUCAAGCAGAAUGUUGCCAUUGUGACAGUGGCAUUUCCAGCAACCCCCCUACUGUUAGCAAGAGCCCGCAUAUGCAUAUCUGCUUCUCAUUCAAGGGAAGACCUUAUUAAAGCUUUGGAGGUUAUCAGUAGAGUUGGUGAUCUAGUGGGGAUAAAAUACUUUCCUGCUGAACCAACUGAGCAGCGGAGAGAGAAUAAAGAUAAGAAGGCUGACUAAGUGACGUUAUUACUUACGAGCUAAAAUAGGAGUGGAAGCUGAAGUAAGUGAAGAGCCAUUUAGGGCGCUUUCGUUUCCGUUUGUCAUGUAAGUUUUAAAUCUGCUGGUAUGCACUGCGCUUGUAUUUAAUUCUCCUGCCAUUGCAGAAGGGUUGGACUUGGAUGGAGCAGCAGAACACGAGUUUUAUUCUCAGGCGCAAGGGAAUCUGUUUUGUUGGAGGGAUAUCUAUCCAUCUCUCAGUCGGGUCGUGAGAUUAUUUGUAUAGUCGCAGGUGUAAAUUCCCUACGUCUUGUGCUUAUUCAUUGGAAACUCGAACCUGUGUAUGAGGGAUCACUUGGGAGAAUGGAAUUUCAUAUAGGACAAUACCUAGGUAAACUUCCUCAUAUCCAUUAUGUUAAGGUAAACUUCCUUAUAUCUGUUAUGUCAAGUGCCUUGAUCAUUCA